Messenger RNA from Scophthalmus maximus (turbot), 1358 nucleotides. It is a transcript of the gene psmb11a, whose product is annotated as proteasome 20S subunit beta 11a. Gene Ontology annotation, cellular component: proteasome core complex. Bases 153 to 1157 code for a protein of 334 amino acids. Lineage: Eukaryota; Metazoa; Chordata; Actinopteri; Pleuronectiformes; Scophthalmidae. The record is from RefSeq and is a predicted model, not a curated record. The transcript has a single exon.
ACUUUCUUCUUUAAAGUAGACAGUAUAUGAGAGAGAGUGAAAGGUUUUUCUCCAGGCUGGACUCUGGUUUAAUCUGAGGAAUACUUUUUGUAUGCCAACCAUAUGGAUUUUCUAAACGAGGAAUCUCUGUAUGUGGUUUUGCUGACACCAUCAUGGCUUUAGAAGAUAUUUGCAGUUUCAAGGACACUCCUGGGAAGUGGUUUUCUGCUUCAUCGUUGGAAGGCACAUUCUCAUCUUUUCGUACGACUGACUAUAACAGCUUCGGAUUGAGGAGACGUGAAAAAUGUGAGACCACACGUGGGGCCCCACUACACUUUUUCAUCCCCAACACUGCUCCUUUCAACCACAGACCUUUUCCCCCAGCCAACCAGUCAGUGAAGGUCCGCAGGCCUUUCCCUCUGUCUCAUGGAACAACAACUCUUGGUUUCAUUUUCCAAGGUGGGGUCAUCGCCGCUGCAGACACUCGUGCCAGUGCUGGGGGGCUUGUUGCAUGCCCAGCCGUUCAUAAGAUUACCCCUAUUCACUCCCACUUGGUGGUCACCUCGUCUGGUAGUGGGGCAGACUGCAUGCUGUGGGAGCGAAUUUUGACCAGAGAGAUCAGACUCUACCAACUGCGAUACAGACGCCGCCUGUCAAUACUAGGCACUGCUAAACUGUUAUCAUUUAUGCUGCACCCCUUUAAAGGGACUGACGUGUGUGUGGCCCUCACCCUGUGUGGCUGGGACAAGGAAGCAGGCAACGCUGACUGUGAAAACAGGUCACAAGCCUCAUCCUUUCUGACUGGUGAUAGCUCCUCAUCCGCUGUCAGUACUCAAGGUGUUACCGCAAUGACAUGUUCUGCCUCCCCUAUUGGCGGCCCAAAGCUGAUAUACGUGUGCAGCGAUGGAGCCCGACUGCAGGGGGAUGUCAUUUCCGUGGGCUCAGGUUCUCCCUAUGCUUAUGGAAUCCUGGACAGCGGACUGAAGUGGAGCCUGAGCAAAGAGGAGUCCAUCUCCUUGGCCAGACAAGCUGUGUUCAGAGCCACUCACAGGGACGCCUACUCGGGAAACAACGUGGACCUCUUCCACAUCACAGCUCAGGGAUGGAAGCAAAGACAGAGGGAGGACCUGAAAGAGGAAUAUUAUAGAGACCUGGAGAGGAGGGACAGAAAACAGUGACAUGAUUGACAGUUCCUUCAUGAAUCACAGUAUUUAUGUGGGAGAUGGGGGUCAGGUAGAAAUUUCAAAAAUAGUGAUGUAUUUAGAGAUUGAAUCACUGACUUCGGCAGUUAAACAAAUUUCAUAGACUCUAUUGUAUGUUUGUAUUUUUGCUUUGUCUCUCCCAAUUCUGUGAAAUAAAGUCAGAGUCCUCCACGGCCA